Messenger RNA from Pygocentrus nattereri (red-bellied piranha), 6477 nucleotides. RefSeq names its product KIT proto-oncogene, receptor tyrosine kinase a (gene kita). Lineage: Eukaryota; Metazoa; Chordata; Actinopteri; Characiformes; Serrasalmidae. The record is from RefSeq and is a predicted model, not a curated record. Gene Ontology annotation, molecular function: cytokine binding; transmembrane receptor protein tyrosine kinase activity; ATP binding. The transcript is spliced from 21 exons. Gene Ontology annotation, biological process: Kit signaling pathway; Fc receptor signaling pathway; positive regulation of receptor signaling pathway via JAK-STAT. Gene Ontology annotation, cellular component: signaling receptor complex. The coding region runs from base 141 to 3086 and encodes 981 amino acids.
GAGAAGCAGCCCCGCGCCACUGCUUACUCUUCAGCGGCAUUAGCGAGCGCGAGGUUACCGAGUGGGCUCUCUCUCACACACACACACACGCGCGCGCGCGCGCGCCAGCAGACCCCCACACAGGCGAAAUAGAUGGAAUUAUGACUAUGGAAUACCGCUGGGUACUGCUGAGUGUCCUGCUGCAGUUUGUCUUCCGACCAGGCAGUACCAGUCUCACAAUUUUCCCCGACGAGCCCGAGCUCGCUGUGCCAUUGUAUGGCAAACUUUCCCUGCACUGCCAGAGCGAUGGGCCAGUGCGGUGGCAACGAGAAGAUCGUCCAGGACGGACUCUGAAAGAGGAGCGUAGGGAGGGCAACAUGUCAGUCAUCCAUGUGGCCAGAGCAAAGUUAAUCAACAUGGGCAGAUAUGUGUGCCAGGAGGAGCAUUCAGGAGAGAAGAGCUCCAUCUAUGUGUAUAUUCAAGCCUUCCUCUCAGCAGAUCCUGACAACCCCUUCAGGAAGUCCAUCAUACCAGACAUUAUGGCGGGGGCAGGUGACACCGCUUCCAUUCCAUGCCUGUCUACAGACCCCAGCAUGACUGACUUGAGAUUGGAAACUUGUGAUGGGAGCCCCCUGCCUACCGGGAUGAGGUACACUGCCAGCACCGAGACUGGCAUCACUGUGAGCGACGUCCAGCCCACUUACGAAGGAUGCUAUAUAUGCCUAGGAUCCCUAAAAGGAGAGGCAGUCAGAUCUGUGAAAUAUCAACUCAAUGUGCGAUUGGUUCCAGACGCGCCUCCACAUAUUACACUACAUGAGCCCAGCAGAGUGCUUCUGACCCAGGGCCAGAAACUCAGCCUCACCUGCUCCACCUCCAACGUCAACAGUGACAUCAAGAUCAGCUGGAUCCAGCCUACCGGAGUGGUUGCAUCCAUGCAGCAAACGUCACGUCUUCUGACAGAGCCCAUCUCACAUGAACGCACAGCCACCCUUCAAAUAGGGGCUGUGACAUUGCAUGACUCUGGAAGCUACCGCUGUGAAGCUCAGAACCUCAGGGGGAUCAGCGCCGAGACAGUCUGGGUCGAUGUCUUCAGUAAAGGAUUCAUUAACCUGACCCAUGUUGUGAAUGGGACAUGGAGGGUGCGAGAAGGAGAGAGUCUGUCACUGCGUGUGGACUUGGAGGCCUACCCCAAACCACACACCUUUUCCUGGAGCUACAACAAACAGCAUCUUACCAACACAACUGACCACGUCAUCACCACACACUCACACGCCUACAGUUAUAGCUGUGAAUUGAAGCUGGUACGUUUAAAAGUAUCAGAGAGCGGAGUCUAUACCUUUACGUCCUCAAAUGGUGAUGGAGCAGUCCAACAAAAGUUUGAAGUUCAUGUCAUAAGUAAGCCAGCAAUUGUGUCACAUGAAGGACCGGUUGAUGGACAAGUACGGUGUGUGGCCGAGGGUUAUCCCACGCCUCAGAUCACAUGGUAUUACUGUGACCAACCGUAUGCCAGAUGUUCCAAUUUGUUGAACGCCACCCAAGAGGAGGAGGACGUCGUCACAGUAACUAUGACCAACCCACCCUUUGGGAAGGGAGCAGUGGAGAGUCGGCUAAACAUCACCAAGAGCAAUUACCCCACCCUGGAGUGUGUGGCUUCAGCCGACGGCGAGAUCGUCUACACAUUGUUCUCCAUCAGUGAGCGCUCUGUUCAUCAAGAACUCUUCACUCCUUUGCUCAUUGGUUUUGUUGUGGCAGCAGCAAUCCUCUGCAUCAUCCUAUUCAUUCUCAUCUACAAGUACUUGCAGAAACCUAAGUACCAGAUUCAGUGGAAAGUCAUCGAGGGAAUCCAUGGCAACAAUUAUGUGUAUAUUGAUCCUACCCAGCUUCCAUAUGACCACCAGUGGGAGUUUCCCAGAGAUAAGCUGCGAUUCGGGAAAACUCUGGGCUCGGGAGCAUUCGGAAAGGUGGUGGAGGCGACAGCCUACGGAAUGUCCAAGGCAGACACCGUGAUGACCGUGGCUGUCAAAAUGCUGAAACCAAGUGCCCAUGCCACUGAGAAAGAGGCUCUGAUGUCAGAACUGAAGGUGCUCAGUUACCUUGGCAACCACAUAAACAUUGUCAACUUACUGGGGGCCUGCACUGUUGGAGGUCCAACUCUGGUGAUAACUGAAUACUGUUGCUUUGGUGACCUGCUGAACUUCCUGCGCAGAAAGCGCGAGUCCUUCUACUGCUCCACACUGGGAGAGGACUGCUACUAUAGAAACAUUGUGCUACAGCCAGAUGAAGGUAGAAAUGGCUAUAUGACCAUGAGACCUUCAGUUAUGGGAGUUCUGUCUACUGAGAAACAGCGUUCAACCCAUAAAGGCUCAUACAGUGACUGUGAUGUGGUCACUGAGGUCUUGCAGGAAGAUGGUUUGGCUCUGGACACUGAAGACCUCCUAAGCUUCUCCUAUCAAGUCGCCAAAGGGAUGGAUUUCCUGGCAUCCAAAAACUGUAUCCACAGAGACCUGGCAGCCAGAAAUAUUCUCCUUACCCAAGGUAGAGUGGCCAAGAUCUGCGACUUUGGACUUGCCCGUGACAUCACUACCGACUCCAACUAUGUGGUAAAGGGCAAUGCCCGUCUCCCAGUGAAGUGGAUGUCUCCCGAGAGCAUCUUUGAGUGUGUGUACACAUUCGAGAGUGACGUCUGGUCUUACGGCAUCUUAUUGUGGGAGAUUUUCUCUCUGGGGAGUAGCCCUUAUCCAGGUAUGCCUGUGGACUCCAGAUUCUACAAAAUGAUCAAGGAAGGCUACCGAAUGGAUUCGCCUGAGUUUGCCCCAAGUGAAAUGUAUGAAAUCAUGCAAUCGUGUUGGGAUGCAGAACCCUUCAAGAGGCCGUCUUUUGGCAAGAUAGUGGAGAAGAUUGAACAGCAAAUCUCGGACAGCACCAAACAUAUCUAUCUGAACUUCAGCUCAAGGUUGCCCAUAGUAACAGGGCCCCAUGAAGACCCCAGCUCUCAACACCCGCUUGUCAGCUCAGGUGGAAGUAGCCACAGUACUCCCACCCAACCUCUACUGACCAGUGACGAUGUCUACCUAGAGGGGACGGCUUCCAGGCAGCCACGUGUCUGAAGAACCCCACUGAAACCCUCUAGUGCAUGCUGAUGUGUCCAGAUCUGUGUUGGUCACCCACUGAGACUCCACAGCCUUCGGUCACACCCAGGGAGCAUGCAAGGACUCCAGUGGAAUGACUGAAACCCUGACUCAGUUAUUACGGCAGAAAGCAGUCAUAUCAUCUUCUCACUCUGUACAUAGAGCCCCCCCACCAGAAAGGGGAUGGACAGCUUAUGACCUCUUUCCCAUUCCUUUGACACAGCAGGAUCAUAGGACAUGGAGUUUUAGAGAGUUUUACAUUUUCCUGUGUUCUUUGAAAUUCUGCUAGUUCUAACACUGUGGCACCUUCACUUCUGCUCAACAGACUAAACCUGGUCCUUCAUGGUACGGUUCUUAACUUCAUAAAGGUACUGAGGAACAGAGAUUUUCGUGUGUAAUGUUUCGUGAAGUCAAAAGUAUAAGUUAUGGAUUGUAUGACUUCUUGAUUAUUAGGACUUGGUCAGAGAGGCAUAUUGAAAGAUGAUCAGUGGUUUUGAGGUAUGUACUCAACCAGCACUAUGUAUUUUCUCAGCAAGAUGUUUUCUUUUAGCUUCAAACUGGGCUUUUGCUUUACUUUUUCAAAAAGUUCAUAUAAUGGACGUGGGCAGCUUUAGCACACUGUCUUAGUAUUAGUCAGCUACAUGUAUUUGACUAUUAUCAGUACAGUUUUUAUAUUGUUCUUGGCAAACAGCAAGGUGAAGUAGAUGUUACUUUCCUCUCUUAAGCCUAUUUACAGUUAUGGUGGCUGUUAAUAAUAGCUUUACAAAGACACAAUAGCUACAUAAACCAAAUAUUAAUGGCUCAUUUCACUCACAUAAUUCCUUCAUUUAUCAAGUAGUCAUUCGUUUGUUAGCUAAUUCUUCUAUUGUUCCUGUAGUUAUAAUAUAAUGACAAUGUUUUUUCACUCUUCUUUUUCUUUUUACACUUCUCUGUUACCAUGAACUUCUGUUUCUUAAACUCAAUAUUACUUUCGUUCAACCAGUUUAAGGUGCAUCUCUGUGUGCUGAAGUGCAAGAUAUGCAAGGUCUUAUAAGGUCUUUUACCCCUUGUUUACUUUUAAGAAUUCUUUAUGUUGAGUAACAUUUCAGCUUUAAAUUCAGUAUUAUGCUUGGUUUUGUUUUAUUGAAGGAUUUUGUCAAGUAUUUUAUGAACCAAAUUCGACACAGUUUUUUGGGUCACCCAAAGACAACGUAGUAGUCGCAAACUGGAGGAGUCAUCAGACUCUAAAUUGGGUUCUAAGUAGGCUGCAAGAUCAGUUCACGUUCUACUUGAAAUAUAUCAGGUUCUCAUCCACUUACCUGUGUGUAGAGGUGGUUGAAUGGUCAAACCCUACUGUGCAUCAACAAUGAAUCUUAUACACCUUUGGAUACAUUUUAGGUAGCUCUGCAUCGACUUCAGUUGAGGAGUGAAGUAGCUUUUGUAGCAGUAGUCAUUUUGUCAACAGCAGACAGUUGAGAGAGUGAUGAAGAGCUGGAAUAAUGUUUUUGUACAUUUGUACAAUUCAGUUUUUUGCUAAAGCUUGAUGCUGUAAGGUAUUAUAUUGUAUCUUAUGCUAUGUUUGUACAUAAAGCAGUCUGUUUUUUUUGUCGUCAUGAACAAGUGUCUCAUAAAUCUUUGCUCAAGAUUGAUUAUUAAGGUCAGGACAUUAGGGUUAGGCUUAGACUUAGAGACGUUCCUGGGCGUUUUCUUCACAAAAGCAAAGUUGAACUUUUUUUCACACUUCUCAGCAAUUAAUGUUCAGACCUUUAACACUUUUAUUUUUCAUAAAACACCAACUGUUGUGCCUCACAGUUAAACCUUAGUGUAGAACUUUGCUCUUUUGCCAAUGAGAAUCGGGCUGUUGAAGAAGGAGCCAAUAGAAAGCAACUGCUGCUUUAGAAUCGGGUGCCAAUGGAGUGGGUGCUGUCCGUUGGAACAUCCAGUGAGAGACAUCUCAGCGGAUGUGCCAACGGAGGGGUAGCUGUUCUGAAGGAGAGCCAAUGAGAGGAUUUCUUGGUGAAGGUGUAGCUAAUGGGAUUCUCAUUCCUUGUUGACCUUCCUAUGGGCAAAGAGCAGAUUCACAUUAGACACUGAGGGUCAAUGGAAUCUUAAAGCAAUACACCAACAUUUUCAGUUAUCACAGACUGUAAUUUUGUUUCCCUGUACUUAGAAAAAGAACAGAAGAAUGUGUUGACUCAUGUCUAAUAGAGGUCUGCGGGCAGGUGAUAAAGCAGCAGCCUAUUAGCUUCUGUUUUAAGGCGUUUUUCUCACUACAGGGAAAUGCCUAAAUUGUUAUCAGUGGUAAGUGAGUGUAUGAGAAAGAUGCAGCAGAGGGAGAUUAGGUUGACAAGCGAUAAAGUAUUCACUUAAGAUAAUGAGCUACAGAGUGAUUCAGACUAUGUCCUGACAACCGUUACAUCAGUAGUCAGGACACCUGGUCAGUAGCCAGUUUCCCAGCUCUCUCUCUCUUUCUCUCCUUCUCUGUUCUUUGUGUCCAGCUGCUUCCUCUGGCGGAAGUGUCACCUCCAGGGCGGCUGAUCUGGGGAGUCCCAGCCUCGCUCUCUCUCCCACACUUCCCUCUCUCUCCCUCUUCCCACACUGCGACAUUGUACAGAGGGGGCAUCUGGCUUAAGCUGCUGUCUGUGCUUGUGUAUGCGCACAUGUCCUUGUGCGCGUGGUCGGUGUAGCCUAAAUGCAGGUCAUUUUUGCUGAUAAGAGCACUGAUGGUUCCUCCAAUAGAGCCGCUAUCCUUUAACGACCGCUUUGUCAAACACACUACGCCACAAACUGACCUUCAGCCACAGGUUUGUGGGUAUAACGGCACUCCCUCCACACUUUCACUUGCUCUAUGUAAAUAAAAUGUGUACAUUUUUUUUUGUUUUUUUAGGGCAACAUGGUACGUUCUGGCUUAUGCUGUAAACUGUAAGUGUGACUUUUUUUUUCAUUGUGGAAGUUUUCAUACUCUUUCAUACUCACUUUAUCCAUCGCAUAGAAGUUACUCUACCAGUUCUUUGUCCUUGUCAUGGUUCUUACUUAAGAGUUUAAUUGCCUGUAGCAAGUAUACUUCAGUACACAUCUGGUACAGCUGGCAUAUAUUUUGCAUCUAAUCACAUGUACAUCUAUGUAACUUCGACAUAUGGUCAUGAAGCUUGGUAAUGAAACCAUACUCUCAUGCAUGGAUUAUCUCAGUAGGUCUGUUUUCGGACUAAUGACAAUAGAGGUAUUUUUGCCCCUUGAAGAGAAGGUUCGUACUGUGCAUUUCAUUAUUGUGUAUUUAUUUUACAAUUUAUAUUUUACAGAAAACAUUUGAAAAGUUGUAUUGUGUAAAACCUGUCUUGUGUGUCUGUCAUGUCUUAUUACUAUACACUGUAAAUAAACAACUGAAAUAUAA